Messenger RNA from Metschnikowia bicuspidata var. bicuspidata NRRL YB-4993, 1701 nucleotides. Its product is annotated as glycogenin glucosyltransferase. Gene Ontology annotation, molecular function: glycosyltransferase activity. NCBI's taxonomy places the organism in Eukaryota, Fungi, Ascomycota, Pichiomycetes, Serinales, Metschnikowiaceae. Gene Ontology annotation, cellular component: cytoplasm. Bases 1 to 1701 code for a protein of 566 amino acids. The record is from RefSeq and is a predicted model, not a curated record. The transcript has a single exon.
AUGUUUGCCGUUGCUACCUUGCUUUAUGACCCCAAAUACUUGCCUGGCGCGCUCGUGUUGGGCCACACUUUGCGGAAAAUAGCGCCCCAAGAUAUCAAGCUUGUUAUACUCAUCGAGAAGCCUCGGUUUAGCGAAUGGCAGCUUGGGCUUUUGGCCGAGCUUUGGGACGAUUUGGUCGAUACGCAAGUCUCUGAGUCCCUGCUCCACAAAAAGUUGUGCCAGGACUUGAGACGGCCCGAGCUUGCGAAAACAUUCACCAAGAUCGAGUUGUGGAACCUUCCUUAUGAGAAGGUGUUGUAUCUCGAUGCUGAUGUGUUGCCACUUGAGGGCCACAAUGUGGUCACAGACUUACUCAAGUUGGACUUCUUCCGCGGGAAAAUCCUAGCAGCUCCCGACUCUGGCUUCCCCGAUAUAUUCAACUCCGGCGUAUUUGCAUUGACUCCCAAUGAGCAGGACUACUCGAAUCUCGUGGGGCUAGUGACUUCAGACGACACGGACAUUUCGUUUGACGGUACAGACCAGGGCUUGCUCAACCAGUACUUCAACUCGAAUCCUGAUUGGGUCUCAAGCCUCUUGCUGUCGGGAAAGAAAGACGUCAAGGACUUGUCCCGUUUGGACACCCUGAACUGGAUCCGAAUUCCUUUCUUGUACAACACCACGCCGAAUGCUCAGUAUCAGUAUUACCCUGCGCUGAAACACUUUGGUUACCCUGACGCCUCGCCUGCGGCCGAAGCAGGACAGCAUUCUAGCGAUUUUGGAAAGGGCGAAAGCGAUGCGCGUCCUGGCCUAUUGAAUGUUUCACCAUAUGAAAACAUCGCCUUGGAGCACUUCAUGACAGGCGCUUCAAGAGCCCAAGUGAGUGUGAUUCAUUUCAUCGGUGCUUCAAAACCUUGGAACAACGAGUCAUCGCCGCUUUUCGAGAAGUGGUGGCUGCAAUGGUACGAGUAUUCCAAGGGAAAGCUGAUUGACGACAUCAUGCGUCGCCAGAAAUACGCUAUUUCAAUCAACCGAUUGGAGCUUCCAUCCGCAGGAAAGAAAGACCUUGGCAUGAAGCAAGUACAGACUCCAGCAGAUCUUUGCAACCCUUCAAACUAUCAGCACCUCAGGAGUGCAGUAUCGGAGGCCAAUGCAUCAGUUUGGGAUGCCACAAAGGAAAGCCCACCGCAUGAUGCGCCAGUCCAUUCAUCUUUCGAUUUGCGUAAAGAGACAUUUAAAAAUGACUGGGACGAAUUUGAGCAGCAGGAAAAAUCUCACAGAGAACACGCCAUGAACACAUCGCAGAUGGCCCAGAUUUUCGAAGGGCAAUCGCAUAGCCAGACAAAGUCUCGGGCUGCUCAAGCAAAGCAGAGUCCUCUACAAACCUCACACGAGUUUGGGGUACACGAGGAGCAGAUCGCCGAGCGGGUCUUUGAUGAGCGUUCUGAUUACACGCCCCAUCAUCUUUUGAUGAUGACUGACCGAAACUCGCUAGUUAAUAGUGUGCAAGCUCCAAGACUUGCCUCGACGACUACCAAAGACCCAGUAGAAGACCUUGAUGAGCAGUUGGCAAGGGCCAGUGUGGCAGAACGCAUCCCAGCUGAACAAAGCAACGGCUCGAAUCAAAGGCCUGAGAUUGCUAGCAACACAACCUUCGAGCCCGCCAUGCCCAAGAUAUUUCCUUGGGAGUAUAGAGACAUGAAACCUGAGAGAGUCUGGGAGUAG